Messenger RNA from Caenorhabditis angaria, 1190 nucleotides. The record is from the annotation of a GenBank genome assembly. Lineage: Eukaryota; Metazoa; Nematoda; Chromadorea; Rhabditida; Rhabditidae.
AUGGAUGUUUGGCGAGUUUCGACAAUUGUCGGUAGUGUUUUUUCGACUUUUGCUGUUUUAACAGUCAUUAUUGGCUUGCCACUUUUACACAAUCAUGUUCAAAAAGUCACCACAAUUAUGUUGACAGAAGUCGAGAUGUGUAAGGUUCGUUUUUUUAAAUUUGGGAUUAGAUUUACAAAGUGGGUUUGUUGGGGAUCAGACUGGAAGGAUCAGAAAAAAAUGAAUAGAUUUUUUGCCGAAAACAGUUUUCCCUAAAUAAUUAUUUGUAGAGUGAAACCCAAGACAUUUGGAAGCAAAUGACAUUUGUUGCCAGCCCGAGAAGAAAUAUGACAAAGAGACAAUCGCCAUACGGAAAUUAUGGAGCGGCUCCUUCUGGAGCUUGUUGUGCGUGUACUCAAGGACUUCCAGGUACUUAAUUUUAAAAAUGUGUCAACAACUCGUCUGAACAUUUCGAAAUUUCUAGGACCUCGUGGAGAUCCAGGAGAGGACGGAGAGCCAGGUCGUGACGGAUUUCCGGGACGCGAUGGAAACAACGGUGUUGCUGGCAAAUAUCUUCCAGCACCUCCACCGGGCACAAACGCUUGCCAAAAAUGUCCAAAUGGCCCACCUGGACCACCAGGUCUUCCCGGUCCAAAAGGACCACGCGGUCCAGCUGGAAGUGACGGAAAAGCGGGUCGGCCAGGAGAGGACAAUCGACCAGGUCCCCCAGGUCCACCAGGAGUUCGCGGUGAGCCAGGAGCACCUGGUGAGAAGGGACCAACCGGAGAUCGCGGAAAAGUUCUCAAUGGUGCGCCGCCAGGUCCACCAGGACCAACUGGAAAGGUGGGACCACGCGGACCGGCAGGAGGAAAAGGACACGAUGGAAAACCGGGAUUGGGAGGACAGCCAGGAGUUCGAGGAGCUGUUGGAGCGAGAGGAGAUGCCGGAAAUCCAGGAUUACCAGGACCACAAGGACCAAAGGUAAGUGAGGGAGACUGGACAGGAAAUGAAGCUGUAUCAUACCCAACUUCUAUUUACAGGGUGACACAGGAAAUCCAGGAACCUGUUCACAUUGCCAAGCCAAACAACAACAGCCAAUUCCUGUAUCUCGACCAACGUCUGCACCAGCUCCAUCUCCACCAACUGGUGACUAUGAAAACCCAACUCAAGAAACAUAUCCAUCAGCAAAUCAAUAUUUGUGGAUUCAUUGA